This is a messenger RNA of Phycodurus eques (leafy seadragon), 2307 nucleotides long. RefSeq names its product kinesin family member 2C (gene kif2c). The transcript is spliced from 22 exons. Gene Ontology annotation, molecular function: ATP binding; microtubule binding; microtubule motor activity. Lineage: Eukaryota; Metazoa; Chordata; Actinopteri; Syngnathiformes; Syngnathidae. The coding region runs from base 49 to 2187 and encodes 712 amino acids. The record is from RefSeq and is a predicted model, not a curated record. Gene Ontology annotation, biological process: microtubule-based movement.
GUUUGUGUGGAAGAAAGUUGCCUUUACAGACUCACGGAGUAAUUCAAAAUGGAGUCAGGAUUGGCCAGAAUCCUCGUUGGACUCGCUGUGCAGAUAAGUCGCAGCGAUGGCCGAGUCCAUCGGGCCACAGUGAAGUCUGUCGACGCCUUCAAGUCCACCGUGAUGGUCGAAUGGUGCGAGAUCGGUUCCUAUCGAGGGAAGGAGCUGGACUUGAACGAGUUGUGUACACUCAAUCCAGAGCUGCUUGACCACAUCCAAUCCACCAUUAAUGAAUGUGAUGAAAAAUCCCAUCCUCAUCCUUCAGAGAAGAAGUACAAGGGCCGUCUGCGCUCAUCCCGGAUUCCUGGCCUGGCCUCCUCCUCGUCUACUGCAUCAGCGGACAAGACUGAAGAGACAGUUGUUGGUCGGUCUCAGGUUAGACAGACGAGCCGGUUCCAGCCUCAAGCUACCAUCUCUACGCCAUCUUCCAAUAGAAAUCCCCGACCGGUAUCCCCCGAGCUUGCAACUUCGUCAGACCUCACAAAUUCUGGGAUUCCUAAUGAGAUGACACAAAAGAGGAAGAUCAAACCAACUUUAUCUGUGCCCCAUGCCCGAUCAGCCAUGAAAGAAAAUGAUGAACCGGAGAAGAUUCCUCGAUCGUCUAGAGUUAGAGCUUCAAGCCAAAGGAAAACCGUGGUUUCCCAGGUGCUCAACAAAGGGAGCAAAAGACUGUCUAGUGUUGUCAAACCACCCGAGGUGCAGACCAAGAAGGGCAAGUUCAAAGAGCUGCCACGGCCCAACCAGAAAUUCUACGAAAUGAUCCAAGACUUCCGAGAGACCUUGGAAACCAUCCCGUUAUCAAUCAAUGACGUGACUGAACCUCAAAGGAUUUGUGUUUGUGUACGCAAACGACCCCUGAACAAGCAAGAGCUGAAUAGAAGGGAGAUUGAUGUGGUCUCAGUGCCUGGGAGAGGCGCCCUGCUAGUCCACGAGCCAAAGCAAAAAGUGGACCUGACCAAGUACUUGGAAAACCAGAUCUUCCAGUUUGACUACUCAUUUGAUGAAAAUUCCACCAAUGACUUGGUCUACAGGUUUACUGCAAAGCCUUUGGUGCAGUCCAUCUUUGAAGGGGGCAUGGCCACAUGUUUCGCAUAUGGGCAGACAGGAAGUGGGAAAACUCACACCAUGGGUGGGGAUUUCUCAGGAAAGCAGCAAAACUGUGCCAAGGGAAUCUACGCCUUAGCAGCCCAAGAUGUUUUCACCAGCCUCCAUCACUGGAAGUACAACAACCUAGAUCUGUCUACCUAUGUCAGCUUUUUUGAGAUCUACAAUGGAAAAGUGUACGAUCUGCUGAAUAAGAAGGCCAUGCUUCGGGUGCUGCAGGACGAGCAUCAGCAGGUGCAGGUCGUGGGCCUGGAGGAGGUCUACGUGUCCACUGCGGACGAGGUCAUUAAGAUGAUACAGCACGGCAGUGCUUGCAGAACAUCUGGUCAGACUUCGGCCAACACAAACUCCUCGCGCUCCCACGCCGUCCUCCAGAUCAUCCUCAGACGUAAAGACCGCGCCACCACGCUGCAUGGCAAGUUCUCCCUCGUCGACCUGGCAGGCAACGAGCGCGGCACCGACGUCAGCAGCAACGACCGCUCCACCUUGGUGGAGACGGCCGAAAUCAACCGCAGCCUCUUGGCCCUGAAGGAGUGCAUCCGUUCACUCGGCAUGAACAGCGAUCACAUUCCUUUCAGGAUGAGCACUUUGACCAAGGUCCUCCGGGAUUCCUUCAUCGGAGAGAAUUCCAGAACCUGCAUGAUUGCAAUGGUGUCGCCAGGAAUGACUUCAUGCGAAUAUACAAUGAACACACUACGUUACGCUGACAGAGUGAAGGAGCUGAACGGGAAGUCCAAAGCCAGCGUAGAAGCCAAAGCACAGGACCCUAUGAACUGCUCUUCGGAGGAGGACAAUGUUGUGGACACCAGCGUCUAUGAUGCCAUUAGCCACGUGGCGGACCUGGAGGAGAAGGUCUAUAUAGAGCUCCAGAGCCUUUGUCAGCGAGGGAAUGAAAUUGUCAAGUCAAUGGAGCAAACGUCAUAUAACAUUGAGGCUGGACUCCCCCACCUCAUGGACUUUUCACAGUCCUCCAAGUUAACAGAAUUAGUGCUGGCGUUGCAGGCUGCUGUGGCGGAGGAGGGAAAGGCCCGAUUCACCCACUGAGUCACCAAUCACAUUGUUUUUUGAUGCAAUUAACUGUUUAUCUUUAAUGAAUUAGGGUUUGUAAACUAACCCUAAAGGAAAUGAAUGUGAGUACUACUUAAAUAAAAAUGUUUAGCUUUU